CGGUGGGUUAAUUGUUUAUUGUUUGUUUUCAAAAUGCUGCAAUCAAAUCGUGUCCUGCAAAAAGAACAGGCUGAGCUGUUUUCCAUUCAAAAGAAACUGGAGCGAGUCCUGCCCGUCAUCCAGGAGGCCUUAAAUUCACUAAAGGUGGAGGAACUGCAUCUCAAGUCGCAGGUGGUGGGCCUGCAGAAGACCACUACGGGAUGCACUCCACCCAUAGAUCCCCUCCUUAUAGAGCAGCCCCAGGCCACGAACUCAUCUGCCCUGGACACUCAAGAGAUUAAUAGCCAGCAAAUAGAUCUAGAACUGUUUAGCCAACUGAGGCAAUUUGACGAGGAAAUCGAUUCGGACUAAAACUUUUAUUGGGGACACAUCAU
Molecule: messenger RNA, 374 nt
Organism: Drosophila takahashii
Lineage: Eukaryota; Metazoa; Arthropoda; Insecta; Diptera; Drosophilidae
Biological process (GO): transcription initiation at RNA polymerase III promoter; transcription by RNA polymerase II
Cellular component (GO): nucleus
Source: RefSeq, a predicted model, not a curated record